CAGGUUUUACCAGGAGACAAGUCAGGAUUGCCAUGGGAGAUCUGGCAAAUUAUCCUUGCUUGGCUUUCAGCUGGCGACCUCUGCCAUGUUGCAUGUGUUUGCAAGACCUGGACAGAGUUAGUUGUCAGUGUGGACUCCUCCAGAUGGAAAGAGUUGUAUAUGAAGUGCAGGUGAAGCUGAACUAGUUUUUGUUUUACGACAGUGGUCCUCAACCUUUUAAGUUCAAUGAUUGAACCAACCCUUUUGCUUAUCUGUACUUAUUUUAGUAUAUCACAUUCAUUAACAAAAUUGAUGCCCAAUGUUUGAUUUGUAAUUUCUAAUAUGCUCUUAUGUACACAAUUUUUAGGGACUACUGUAUUUAAUGUAAAUAAGGUUUGUUAAUAAUUAAAAGUCCUGUACUAAUCCUUUGUAUCACAAUUUUUUUACACAUUUUCGAUAAAUAUAAUAGAAAAAGUUAUGAAGUUAGACAGGAAGUUGUGAAAUGGAAUUCCUUUUUCUUAAGUUAAGUAAUUUAGUCUUUACCAACAAGGAAAUGUAAUUUCUGUGCUCUUAAGUUUAAAAUGAGAAUAAAAUUUGACAUUUAUCAAUAAACUAAAUGUCUAUAAUGCAGUGAAUGGCGUCAUCCCUUUUGGCCAUUGAAUGUUGACGCUGAGCCUCCAUCUUGGAGACUUGCCUACAGAGACCAGUAUAUGGCGACAAAGUUCUGGCGAAUCAGGCAACAUCAGGAUGCAAAGCAGAGUUCGUGCACUGCCAUUUUCAAGAAGCCUGUGCCUAACAAAAAUAUCCACGUGGGCCCAGGUAUGGGCCACGACAGCUUGAAUGCUGCCUUGUCCGUCGCCAAUGCCUAUGAUAGAAUAAUCAUGCACCCGGGGAUCUAUGACGAGCAGUACGAGGUGGUGGCCAAGAUUCCCUUUGAGCUGGUUGGUCAUGGCGAGCUGGGGAGUGUCAUUCUUGUGGUGGGCAUUCAGCAGCUGGCAUCCACAACGAGGCUAAGCAAUCUAGUACUCAGGGCCCCUUGGUUUACAAGUUUUAUUGUAAUGGUAAGUUUUGAUGUUAAAAUUGUAUAAUUACUCUUCAAGUGAACUUGAUCAAAUUGUCUCAAAUUAAAUCUUCACUUCCAAUAAGGUCAAUAAAUGACCAUAAUGAUUGCCCAUAAUUUUUAUUUUGCUUGCACUUUGACCCCUACAGAUUAACUCAGGCUACCUUCAAAUAGACAAUUGUAUUAUAGAAAAUGGGAUCAUCUGCCUGCAGAGCCCAAGCACUGUGCACAUUAAGUUCUGCACCUUCCGUCACACCACUGUGAUCCUACAGAACAUGAAUGCGAGCAUCAUUGAAAAUUGUGAGUUCUCUCAGAGCAGCAGUGCCAAUAUCAUCAUAGAAGGGCAUCCUAAGGAGUACAAAAGUUGGACUUAUUCCUUCCUAAGGGACAGAACCUAUGCCAUUUAUCAGCAGAACCGAUCGCUGCACAGGAAAAAGUAUGGCCUAAAAGCAAGUGCCAGUAUAACUUCUACAAUUCAUUCAUCUUUCACUGGGAAAUCCAUAACAACCGUCUUCUCUAAUCAACAUUAUGAUGCCAUAUCACAUGACCCAAGCUAUGGGUUCGACGAACCUGGGGCAUCUUUCCUUAAUCCCAGUCUCCUCGGGCCUCGAUACCUUGGCUCAGACCGGGAUGGAAUGGUGGGUUGUGGCGAGCUCCAGUCCAUGUAUCAAGAGUCAUUUCCUGUUGAUCAGCAGACAGCACCUGUAAAAAUGUCAAGCAGUAAUGCAAAAGGGAAUAGUCACAAUCCCGAUCUAUGUGACCACGACUCCACAAUCUCACCCGAUGUAAAGGGCAGCUACUCUACUCAGUGUAAUGCUGAAAUCUCCCCUAAACCCUCAGGCUCUCCAUCUCCUUUAGCAAAGAUUCACAGACGGUCCUCACUGAAGAGGAAUGACAGGCGCAAGAGUGUGGACAGUAGGGUAGGGUUUCAUUGUGUCACCAACAGUGGUCCCCUGCAGUCCUUCAGUGGAUCUCCAAGUAAUGAAUUCAAGAGAACGGAGCACUCCAGUGAAAUGGACACAUCUGACUUAGCAGCAAGUAUUGACAUCAGGGAACACAGUGGGGUACUUCACAGCUGUAAACGUGUUAGACACGAGUCAGGUAACAAACUGGAAUCUGAUAGCCUCAAAACUUUAGAACAAUGUCAUCUUGCGAUAGACUCUGCAGUGUUGUCUAUAGCGGGUGUUGAAACUGUGAAGAAAGCCAACCAUCAAAAACAAGAUUCUUCUAAAACUUUUCAGGUCAAUGCGUCAGGAGACUGUCCUAAAUUUUCAGAUUCCAGAAAUGGAGAGCUCCGUUCUAAAAGUUGCAAUCCCAAGGGGGUCAGGUCAGAAAACCAUCCCAGAGAAAAUGAGUCUUCCUCUCUUUCAGAGUCCCAUUCUAAUGAACAUCAUGGUGAUAAUACCAACAAUAACUCAACUAAAUCUGAGCCCCAACCAGGUCCCAGUGGUCAACAAUGUCAAGGCCAAUGUGGACCUGAUUCAUGUAAAGGUACCAAGAACCACCACCCAGCAAGUCAAUCUGACCCACCUCCUCACCCAAUCAGGAGGUCUCAAAGUGAUGAAAUUCUCUCAGAUUCCAGCUCAGAGGAUGAUUUGUCUACCCUGAAUGAGCUGGAAGAUUCUGCAUUAGAGGCUAGUGAUGGAGAUGGUGAGUAAUCUCUGGUUUUUCCUCUGCAAAUUCUUUACAUUUCAUUUUUUUACUAGCCCAAUAUGUUUUCUUUAGACAGACAUAUUAUUAAAAUUUCAUAUUAGUAAAAGUUUAAAAAAAAUAAUUUUAGUGUGUGAUAAAAAUGUUAAAACCAUGUGUGUCUGGAGACUGAGUUGGAGACUAUGUUGGGAGACUGUACUCACUGAGCCACUGGUACACCCACUGAGCCACUGGGACACCCACUGAGCCACUGGGACACCCACUGAGCCACUGAUGAAGCCAUUUUUAUUUUGAACUUGAUUUGUUUUUUUAAGGAUAAGAUUAAGGUACAAAUUUUCUACAGAAUUGGUUUGAGAGAUCUCCAUUUUUGUAACAAAUAUUUGCAGCAGAUGCACAGGAUGACUUAAGCAGCACAUCUUCAGACAGCAGCCAGGCCAACAGCCUAAACUACAGCAACUCUGAAGACAAUCUGUCAUCCAGUGAAGACUCGGUCAUCAUGCUGCCACACCUGCAAGAGAUGCAUGCUGACCAGUCUGAUCUGGCAUCGCUGGACAUGAAAGCUGAGGUGGAGUCCAUCAACAGUGAAUGUACCAGGCCUGUCCCAGUCAAUGUGUCUGAAGAUACACUGAUGAGGUGAGCCUCAGUCAAUACGUCUGAUGACAUACUGAUGCAGUCAAGAUAUGUUUCUUAAUCAAUUUUCACAUCUUAAUAGAUGUACAUGUGUGUGUAUAUACAAGUAUGUGUGUUUGUGUGUGUCUCUGUGCCUAUGAUAAACAAUUAAGUUUUUGUUCUAUCUUAAGAGUAUUCAUUACCAUCCCUUGUGAGGUAUAUUAGUGUGUUAUGUGUAUGGUAUGCUAGUGUAUUGUGUGUGUGGUAUGUUAGUGUUGUACAUUUGUGUGGUAUGUUAGUGUGGUAUGUUUGUGUGAUAUGUUUGGUAUGUUUGUGUGGUAUGUUUGUGUGAUAUGUUUGUGUGGUAUGUUUGUGUGAUAUGUUUGGUAUGUUUGUGUGGUAUGUUUCUGGUAAAUUAAUGUGGUUUGUUUGUGUUUUAUGUUUGUGGUAUGUUCAUGUGAAAUGUUUGUGUGGUAUGUUUUUUGAUAUGUUCAUGUGAUAUAUUUGUGGUACAUUAAUGUAGUUUGUUUGUGUUUUAUGUUUGUGGUAUGGUAGUCUGGUAUGUGCGUGUGAUAUGUUUGUGAUACAUUAAUGUGGUUUGUUUGUGGUUUAUGUUUGUGGUAUGGCAGUGUGGUAUGUUCAUGUGGUAUGUUUGUUGUACAUUAAUGUGGUUUGUUUGUGUUUUAUGUUUGUGUUAUGGUAGUUUGGUAUGUUCAUGUGAUAUGUUUGUGGUAUGUUUGUGUGAUGUUUUUUUUUAUAACUUAGUGGUGUGUUUUUGUUUGCAUUGUUGUCCUAAAAAUGUUUAAGUGUCUGACCCAAUGACAUUCAUCUUGGCACUAUUUGUCUACCUCAGCAUCUAUGUAGGUCAAGUUCAAGGCUGCCUGAUCCACCAAUGCCGAAUGAACCACAGCAAAGGGGGCGUGGUCAUCAGUCUGCAAGCCCACGCCAUCAUCUCGGAGUGUGACAUCAGCAAUGUGGGCUAUGGCAUUCGGUGUAUACAGAAUGCGAGGGUAAGUUCGAUUCAAAUGGUUUGUUUGUAAUGAGAUUCAAUGAUCACUUUCCAAUUCAAUGAACUUUCCAGGACACCUAUCUGAUAUUGAAAUUACUUAUCAAUUUAAAUAUAGACACAUUGCCAGUCACAAACACUCUGAAACCCUGAAUAGUGUCAAAAUAUUUUAUGCUAGUUUUUACAAGUUUUAUUUAACUUGAAAUUAUUUGUGUUCACACUUUGCAUUUGUACAAUUUCAAUCUUUGAGCUGUGCACACAUUGAAUCACAAUGACAUCUUCGAGCUGUGCACACAUUGAAUUACAAUGACAUCUCUGAGCUGUGUUAACAUUGAAUCACAAUGUCAUCUUUCAGCUGUGCACACAUUGAAUCACAAUGACAUCUUUGAGCUGUGAACACAUUGAAUCACAAUGACAUCUUUGAGCUGUGCACACAUUGAAUCACAAUGACAUCUCUGAGCUGUGCACACAUUGAAUCACAAUGACAUCUUUGAGCCAUGCACACAUUGAAUCACAAUGACAUCUUUGAGCUGUGCACACAUUGAAUCACAAUGACAUCUCUGAGCUGUGCACACAUUAAAUCACAAUGACAUCUUUGAGAUGUGCACACAUUGAAUCCCAAUGACAUCUUUGAGCUGUGCACACAUUAAAUCACAAUGACAUCUUUGAGCUGUGCACACAUUGAAUCACAAUGAUAUCUUUGAGCUGUGCACACAUUGAAUCACAAUGACAUCUCUGAGCUGUGCACACAUUGAAUCACAAUGACAUCUCCGAGUUGUGCACACAUUGAAUCACAAUGACAUCUUUGAGCUGUGCACACAUUGAAUCACGAUGACAUCUUUGAGCUGUGCACACAUUGAAUCACGAUGACAUCUCUGAGCUGUGCACACAUUGAAUCAUGAUGACAUCUUUGAGCUGUGCACACAAUGAAUCACAAUUACAUAUACAGCUGAAACUUUAAAUACAGCUUCAAUUUAUAGUGCAUUUGAAUGUUUCAAAAUGGCAUACCUAUUACAUCCUGACAUCAUGAACAAACAUCAUUUGAAAACACUGAUGUCAAUGCUUGACUCAAUAUUAUAUUAUAAUAUGUCAUGUUUAAUAAUUUUAUACAAUUAAUUGAAGCUGCCGUUUAGAUCGGGUGACAAUUGUUUCUCUAGAAUUAACAACUUAUAAAAUAAAAUAACGCCCUUAAGCCUAGCAGAUGAAAAAGGGGGGGGGGGGGGAGGUCGGGGUUUGAAGACUAAACAUUUUGAUUCCUGUUUGUUUUUUCAUAAAGGCAAAAAUAUUACUCUAUCCCAAAAAUGUGGCUGGAAUUUUUUUUUUUUAAACGGGUGUUGAAAUAUCUGUAUCAUUAUUGUAUGUUUCAAAUACCUUUUGAAAAAACAGUGUGUUUCAAACUGCUGUAUGUUCAAAGGGGUAUAUGGCAUUAGUUACACCUCUGUAUUACUGUUGUUAAAGGUCGUAAUACUCAAGAAUAAAAUUCAUCAUUGCCGCACAUCUGGGAUUUUCAUGCGUCUUGCUGCAUCUGGGCUGGUGGCAGGAAAUGACAUCCACUCAAACAAUGAAGCUGGGAUAGAUAUUCGCAAGAGUGCAGAUCCUCUUGUACAGGUAAAACCAAUCAAAUUUUUAUGGUUUAUUUUUGAAAUUAAAACUUUUGUUCAUUUAACGUAGAUUUUAAUUUUAAACAGAGUUUCAUUUCUAUCUACUGAGCAUUCACUCAGUGGUUUUUGCACUGUUAUGACCCCUAGCUCACCCCAACCCCACCCCUCCCUUGUUACAGUACAAUCAGAUUCACCAUGGCAAGAGGUCUGGAGUCGUGGUUCUUGGCAGCGGGCGUGGGCGGAUAAAGAAGAAUGACAUUUACUGCAAUGCCGAGGCUGGUGUGUACGUCCUGUUUGGGGGUAACCCAACCAUAAGGUAAGGCGGGUCUGAGGCUGGUAGUAACCCAACCGUAAGGUAAGGUGGGUCUGAGGCUGGUGUGUACGUCCUGUUUGGGGGUAACCCAACCAUAAGGUAAGGUGGGUCUGAGGCUGACAGUAACCCAACUAUAAAGUAAGGUGGGUGUGAGGCUGAUAGUAACCCAACUAUACGGUAAGGUGGGUCUGAGGCUGAUAGUAACCCAACUAUAAGGUAAAGUGGGUCUGAGGCUGAUAGUAACCCAACUAUAAGGUAAGGUGGGUCUGACGCUGAUAGUAACCCAACUAUAAGGUAAAGUGGGUCUGAGACUGAUAGUAACCCAACUAUAAGGUAAGGUGGGUCUGAGGCUGAUAGUAACCCAACUAUAAGGUAAAGUGCGUCUGAGGCUGAUAGUAACCCAACUAUAAGGUAAAGUGGGUCUGACGCUGAUAGUAACCCAACUAUAAGGUAAAGUGGGUCUGAGGCUGAUAGUAACCCAACUAUAAGGUAAAGUGGGUCUGACGCUGAUAGUAACCCAACUAUAAGGUAAGGUGGGUCUGACGCUGAUAGUAACCCAACUAUAAGGUAAAGUGGGUCUGACGCUGAUAGUAACCCAACUAUAAGGUAAAGUGGGUCUGACGCUGAUAGUAACCCAACUAUAAGGUAAGGUGGGUCUGACGCUGAUAGUAACCCAACUGUAUUUUUAAAGGAAAAAAUGGUGUGGAUUUAGCUCACUGUGAUUAUUGAAUCCAUUGAUUGCAUCCAUUGAUUGCAUCCAUUGAUUGCAUCCAUUGAUCAUAUUCAAAUAUUAAAAGAAAUAUUGCCCAAUCAAAAAUGGUGCCUUUACUUUCUAAUUAAUUUUUUCAGAAUAUAAAAGACAUUUUUCAAAUAUAGGUACUAUUACUCCUAUUGCUACUAUUGCUACUGUAACUACUAUUGCACUAUAACUACUUUUACUAUUCUUCAAUUGUUCACAAUUUAUUUAUUGAUCAAAUGUCUAAUGUUCUUCCAAAUUGUAUGCACUGAUUAAUGUAUUAGAAAUCUAUUCAACGGACAAAAAUAUUUUUAUCAUACAGUGAAAAUUACAUUUAUGAAGGGAGAGCAGCUGGUGUGGCCAUAAAUGCUGGUGGUAAAGGCUGCGUCAUUGGUGAGUUAUUCGCCUUGUCUUAAGGUCACGCUAUGGUAAUAAUCCUCCACAGUAAUGUCUUUGAUCAUCGAGCUAGACAGGAUAGAUGUGGGUAAAGCCCUUUUAAAGUGGUAGGGGGGUCACACCAGCGGAGAAAACUGAACAUUAAUCAAGCCACGGAAAUCGGCAUCAAAAAUGUUCAUAGUGAUAUAUUUUAUGACAUUUUCAUAGUGAUAUAUUUGAUGACAUUUUCAUAGUGAUAUAUUUGAUGACAUUUUCAUAGUGAUAUAUUUGACGACAUUUUCAUAGUGAUAUAUUUGAUGACAUUUUCAUAGUGAUAUAUUUGAUGACAUUUUCAUAGUGAUAUAUUUGAUAUUUUCAUAGUGAUAUAUUUGAUGACAUUUUCAUAGUGAUGUAUUUGAUGACAUUUUUAUAGUGAUGUAUUUGAUGACAUUUUCAUAGUGAUAUAUUUGAUGACAUUUUCAUAGUGAUAUAUUUGAUGACAUUUUCAUAGUGAUAUAUUUGAUGACAUUUGCAUAGUGAUAUAUUUGAUGACAUUGCAUAGUGAUAUAUUUGAUGACAUUUUCAUAGUGAUAUAUUUGAUAACAUUUUCAUAGUAAUAUAUUUGAUAACAUUUUCAUAGUGAUAUAUUUGAUAACAUUUUCAUAGUGAUAUAUCUUACGAUGUGACCCUGGCUAAAAAUGUAAGCCUCUCCCUCAGUUGUGUCUCGGUGACCUUGACCCUUCAUGUUUAUGGUUCUUGUAUUCAAACAGACAAUGUCAUAAGGGCCAACAAGUGGGGAGGUAUUGACAUUAGAAAUGGCAGCUGCCCCCUCAUCAGCGGCAACACCAUCACCAAUGGUGUCAGUGACGGCAUCGUUGUGGGGACUGGUGGCAGAGGGAUCAUUGAAAACAACUUCAUCAGCGGUGAGAAGUUUCAAAUAUUGGCAUUGUCGUAUGACACCCCCACCCACCCACACGUACACACUACAUUUCAUUUAGUGUAAGGGAAUAAGUUGUAAUGGAAUAAGUUGUAAGGGAAUAAGUUGUAAGGGAAUAAGUUGCGAGGGAAUAAGUUGUAAUAAGUUGUAAAGGAAUAAAUUGAAAGGGAAUAAGUUGUAAGGGAAUAAGUUGUAUGGGAAUAAGUUGUAAGGGAAUAAGUUGUAAGGGAAUAAAUUGUAAGGGAAUAAGUUGUGAGGGAAGAUAUUAAAUCAUUUAUUUAGAUAGCACUGUGUUACGCUUUUGUUUCUCCAAUAUAAAAUGACAGUUUUGCUUUCUGACCAUUUUAUUCUUCUUUGGAAUAUAAGAUAACUGUUUGUCUGCCCACCAGGCAAUGCUGGCUGUGGGAUGUGGCUGCUGACCGCCAGGGAUCUGUACAUUCACGGCAAUCAGAUUUGUAACAGCGGACAUUGUGGGAUCAUGUUAGUGGACAUGAAUGUGAGUUGA
Messenger RNA from Lymnaea stagnalis (great pond snail), 8771 nucleotides. NCBI's taxonomy places the organism in Eukaryota, Metazoa, Mollusca, Gastropoda, Lymnaeidae. The record is from the annotation of a GenBank genome assembly.